Geodia barretti is the source of this 141-nucleotide messenger RNA. The record is from the annotation of a GenBank genome assembly. NCBI's taxonomy places the organism in Eukaryota, Metazoa, Porifera, Demospongiae, Tetractinellida, Geodiidae.
AUGCAAAAAAAACACUGCAAUAUGAAACUGGCAUAUCCUUGCUUCGAAGAGAAGUUGGAACUAGUAAAAUUAAGGAGUCUACUUCAAUUGAAGGAAGUUCCAUUCUAUUCAACACAGAACACAACAUGCAACAUAAGUCAC